AUGAAGGUUGCUGUCCUCGCGACUACCCUCCUCGCGGUCGCAGUGAAAGCGGCCAACGCCGCCGCCAGAAGCGCCGACGAUGCCACCGGUUUCCGUCUCUGGGCCAACAUGAUCUACGACAACCAUCCGGACGGUCCUCAGGUCCAAGGCCAAGAACUCGGCCUCGUCUCCACGGCCGAGUGCGCGGCCGACGUGAUCAUGGUGCCCGCCGGCGAGGGCGCUAUCUUCCGCGCCGUCAACAACGACACCAUCGGCGUCGACAACCUCGGCGGCGACUCGUCGCCCUUCGCCGGCAUGGUCGUGCCCUGGCGCGGCCCCGCGAUGGUGCCGAGCGGGAGGCCCGUGGAGGUCAGGUGCGGCGAGGGCACGACGCUCUUCCUCAACGAGCUGGGUGUCAGGUAUCCCGGGGAGAUGGGCCCCGACUGGAACGGUGCUUUCAUGGCGUGCCCAAGGGAGUACGGUAGCGAAGAGAUUAUUUUGAGCUAUUUUGGCUGGGGUCAGAGGCCUCUUUGGGGCUGCAGUGUGAUUCAGCUUCAACCCAUCUACUAG
Molecule: messenger RNA, 549 nt
Organism: Colletotrichum karsti
Lineage: Eukaryota; Fungi; Ascomycota; Sordariomycetes; Glomerellales; Glomerellaceae
Exons: 1
Coding region: 1-549 (182 amino acids)
Source: RefSeq, a predicted model, not a curated record